Molecule: messenger RNA, 6390 nt
Organism: Sardina pilchardus (European sardine)
Lineage: Eukaryota; Metazoa; Chordata; Actinopteri; Clupeiformes; Clupeidae
Product: E3 ubiquitin-protein ligase RNF19B
Exons: 11
Coding region: 2229-4259 (676 amino acids)
Biological process (GO): positive regulation of proteasomal ubiquitin-dependent protein catabolic process; protein polyubiquitination; ubiquitin-dependent protein catabolic process
Cellular component (GO): cytoplasm; ubiquitin ligase complex
Molecular function (GO): ubiquitin conjugating enzyme binding; zinc ion binding; ubiquitin protein ligase activity
Source: RefSeq, a predicted model, not a curated record
AGCCGCUGGCACUGGAAUGUCAACAACCCCAUCGAACAGAGCUGUUGCAAAAUCGAAUGACAUCCAAAACACGAAUAGCCUGGGGUUAGCUUGCUUGCUUGCUAGCCAUAAAUCUUGAAAUGCUGUUGGCGAUUAUAAAUUCGAUCAAUUAGCAGUGGCAAGAUAAUGUUUUAUACCAAAAAGACAACGUUUAUUUAGAUAGCGUUUAGAUAAACGUUGACACAAUUUAAGUUGUAAAUGCUAGCUAUCUUGCUAGCUUGUUGGGUAUUUGUUCUUUCCAUGUGACAGCAACUGCACAAGCUAACACUAGACCAGGUAAACCAAACUACCCAGCCAGAUAAGAACCGUUAAUGUGUUGUUGCAAGCGCAUAUCUAAAAAUAUAUUUCUAAGUUAUGAGUUUUCAUUUUCACGGAUACAUCAACAACGUAGUGUAUCUGUUAGUCUCUACUUAGCUAGCUAGCUAACUGAGCUACCUGUCAAGAUUACAAGAUAGCGAGCUAGCUUGCUAAUUUUAGCUUGCAAACUGAGAAGGGGCUAGAUCCUUAGAUAUCACACACGUUCGUCUCGCUAUUUUAAUUCUAUUUGUCACGAGCCGAGCUAUCGAUGAGGAUAACUUGGCUAGUAAACAAGCUAUGCUAGCCAGGUAGCUAACAACAUUUCAUAAACAUAUUCAUAGUUUAGAUUGUACGUGUGAAUAAUGAUUUUCUUAAUAUGCAAAAACAUACGCAGCGUAGAAAAUACAAUACCUAGCUAUCCGCCAUUCCAUAACAACAUCGGCCACAAAGAAAGGCAAUUAAUGGGCUUUUUUUCAUAACUUAAUUGAUUUUUAGAUUGCUAUUGUAUACAUUCUCUUCCGCUAUGUUGCGUAUUUCCGUUUCCUUUUGACCUCUCCAGUCAACUGGGAUUUGUAGUUCACACGCAUUUGCGCAUUAUUAUUAUUAUUAAAGCCAUCUUCUUAUGUUGGUUAUGGCAUAGCCAGAGAAGGCUAAUCUGAUUGAAAGUGGGCCUAAUGGCUUUAAAGGAUAUACUGACAUCUAAUGGCUUGAUAAUCAUUGGCUUCCUGUGUUCUUAAUGUAGGGCUAGGCCUAUCUUAUGUGACUGUAGGCCUAGUCAGGUCUUCUAGGCUAUUUCAUUUUCAUUAGUGAAAUAACUUCUGCUUAGCCUACUUCUACCUGAAAUAACUAUUUAAUGCAAGCCCUUCAAAAUAAGCAACUGCCCUCCAGUUAGGCUAAAGCAGCCUAGAUUCUUGUGCAUUUAGCUCUGAUUUAGCUCUGAUUUAUUAUCUAAUUGCCUAGAUGCAGAUAGGCGUAAGGGAAAUUUGGAGGAUAUAUUCGUUUCGAGCUAGUUCAACCAUGCUCUGUUAACUAUCAAUGAGAAAUAGCCUCAUUCAAGAAUGGACCGUCUUUUUUUAUUUUCCUCGGUGAUAUUUUUUCUAGUGGACGGUUCUUUUUAUGCCUGCUUCAUCCUUAUAGCGCACAGAAAGGGGAGGGAAUCUCGGAGGUUAACGGGGAUCUCCUUGUCAACGUCAUGUAGCGUUGGUGCGACCGUGGGAUCCAGCGAAACAUGCAGUAGACCGGGGGGUGACGGACAAUAUGCAGCAGUGGGAGGGUUCGGGAAAACCCACCGUUCUCGGCUGUUCAAUGGGAGGAGCCAAUCGGCGGCGGUAGCAGUGUGAAAGAGCGCUGACAGAAGGGUGACGGGGCUCUGGGGACAGGAAGUGAGCUCGUCAUGACGAUCAGCGCUCCGUCGUCCUUGGACAUCUGAGAAGCGGACAGCGAUAAAAUCGACACAGAGAGAGAGAGAGAGAGAGAGGAUCUUUUAUUUUUUUUUUGCUUUUUGUUUAUUUCUUUGUUGGCUUGCAUCCUUGUUCAACAUGCCCUCUCACUGGAAACGCUCGUCUCCCAGACACCCGUCUUUCUCCACCAAAAGGCCUUUCUGUCCUUACCCACUCUGCAAGCCGUGAGCCCAAAUACAUUGAAUUCAAACGCACACACGCACACACGCACACACGCACACACGCACACACACACACACACACACACAUACACACACACACACACUCACACACUCACACACACUCACACACACACACACACACACGAACACACACACAACACACACACACAGACACGCGCGCGCACACACACGCUCCACCACCACAGGCCUUGUCCUGACCUGCUGACUGCAUGACUGUUUGGCCGGCUGGACUGAUUGGCGGCGCGCGACCAUGAAGAGACCCAAGCAGCAGUCGCAGCCCCUCAGCUUCCUCAGCUUCUUCAGCCGCAAGCCCAAGUCCGACCCCAGGAUCGAGAAGCCCUCAGGAGCGGUGAGCCAGGAAGUGGCUAUCACGCUAACGCCCAAUGAGCAGGAACCAGCGGAGCAGGACCAGAACGCUGCAGCAGAGAGCCAGGGGGAGAUGGCUGGCAGUGGUGUGGAUGGUUGUGGAGAGGGAGGGGGAGGAGAAGGAGGAGGAGGAGAAGGAGGAGGAGGUGGAGGCAGGGGUGGGGCGGUGGCCUCUGCCGCCAUGGAGACGUGCUGUCCGGGAGACCACGGCAAGGGCCUCACCGUCCCGGCGCCCAUGACAGGGGCAGCGGCGUCCGCGUCCGGGGCUUCGGCCGACUGCGGCAGCGGCUCAGGCUCCACGGGCAUGCUGACCCUCUCGCUGUCCAGCCAGGACCAGCUGCAGAUGGAGCACCUGGAGGAGUGUCCUCUGUGCCUGCUGAGCCAACCGCGCGAUCACUUCCCCCGCCUCUCGUCGUGCCCGCACCGCGCCUGUGCCGACUGCCUACGCCAGUACCUGCGCAUCGAGAUCUCCGAGAGCCGCGUGGGCAUCGCGUGCCCGCAGUGCCCCGAGGCCCUGGCACUGCCCGACGUGCGCGCCAUCCUGGACGACAGCUCGUUGCUGGAGCGCUUCGAGGAGUACCAGCUGCGCCGCUUCUUGGCAGCGGACCCGGACACGCGCUGGUGCCCUGCGCCGGACUGCAGCUACGCAGUGAUUGCUUACGGUUGUGCCGAGUGUCCAAAGCUGAGUUGCGGACGUGAGGGGUGCGAUACGGAGUUCUGCUACCACUGCCGCCAGCUGUGGCACCCUGACCAGACCUGUGACCAGGCCCGGCGCCAACGGGCGCGCUACACCACGGGCGCCGAGGCCUCCACGCUCUACGUCUUCAACGAGGAGCAAGGCGGCGACGCAGAGGAGAUUAAGGCCUGCCCCCGGUGCGGCGCCUACAUCAUGAAGACCAACGACGGCAGCUGUAACCGCAUGAACUGCACCGUGUGCGCCUGCCAGUUCUGCUGGCUCUGCAUGCAGGAGAUCACCGAUGUGCACUACCUCAGUCCCUCGGGCUGCACGUUCUGGGGGAAGAAGCCGUGGUCACAGACCCGGAAAGUUCUGUGGCAGGUGGGCAUGCUGCUGGGCGCGCCGGUGGUCAUCUCGCUCAUUGCCGGCAUCGCCAUCCCCGUCAUCAUCGUGGGCAUCCCCAUCUUCAUGGGCCGAAGGGUCCAUGGUCGCUGUAAGAAAAACAAUAUCUCAGGAAGCAAACACUACUUGACUGUGGCCAGUGGAGUUAUGAUGUCUGUAUUUGUGUCUCCAGUCAUAGCGGCUAUCACUGUGGGUGUGGGGGUUCCGCUGAUGCUGACGUAUGUCUAUGGCGUGGUGCCGAUGUCGCUCUGUCGGAACGGUUGGUGCAGACCGCAAAGCGAACGGCCCGAGGCGCAUAAAAUUCAACUGGAGGACUUAGCCAACUAUCUUCUAUUUUCUCAUGUAGUCAGUGACCACUGGACUGGUCAGCCCAAGCCGGCGCUCAGCGACGCCAGCUUACAGGAAGUCAGCGUCGCCGUGGAGAGCGUCGCCAUGGAGGUCGCCGCCGGCGUAGCCUUGCCUGGCACCAGCGCCGUUCUCACGCCGUGCCCCGACUCCCCCAACGACUCCUUGCCGGGCGACUGCGUCGUGGCCGUGGAACGAGAGGAGGAGGAGGACGAGGAGGAGGAGGAGGACGAGGAAGAGCAGUCGGAGCCGGAACCAGAGUGUGCUUUCAGUAGCAGCCAGACGUUUGCCUUGAGGGAGGGGACCAAUAUCGAGGUGCGGGUGGAGAUCGAGGCGCAGCCCCGCGGCGCUAGGCAACCCAGCCUCAGCAGCGUGCUCUCCAGCCGGAGCCUGUCCGUCGAGUCCCUCCACCAAUCCCAAGAGCCGCUGUGUGCCUCCCAACUGGCCGGGGGACGAGACGUCCCGCCCACAUCCGAGACGGACAGCGUCUGAUCUCCCCCCCCGCUAUUCGUCGUCCCUCCAAGGCUGACCACUUCCCUGUUUUCAACCACGCCCACUGCUUCUCCCAGCCACUUGACUCUUUCUGUGCCUGGAAGUGGAAUGGGUGACAAUAAGAGACAAGAGAGAGAGAGAGAAAGAUAGAGAGAAAGAGACAGAGUGAGAGAAAUGACUUGAAGAUAUGGAGCAGAUAAAAAAAACGAGGCAGCUGUCAAUGCCAUAAGGAGGAUUACAGAGAAAACAAGCGGGGGGAAAAAAACAGACUCAUACAUAAACGACAGAGAGCAUGUUUGUCAGCUAGUUUGAUGGGUGCUUUAGCCCUACGUUUUCUGUCCUCUUCUUUUUUAAUUUUAAAUGUGAUUUAAUGAAAGAUUUGCCUCUUCGGAUGCGGUUCUAUUUUUAUUAUUUAUUUGUUUUUAACAUUCCUUUUCAGCUGUGUUCUAGGAGUUUGACGCCAUACAGAGUUUAUUCCCUUGCACCAUCCGACUAACUCUUCUCUCCUGAGACAUUUCCAAUAGUUUAGGAGCAUGAUUUCCUCGGCAAGGAACGCGUGUAGCCAAAAUGCCACACAAGCGCCAGGCGGCGUACCCUGGCACGGUUGGCGAAGGGAGCGGAGCAGAAGCUCUCCUUGGCCCGCACGCGCCGCUGCGACACUACGGGCGACCGAGAAACAGGGUUUCGUAAAAUGGGGCUUUCCCAUAUGGUGUCUCUCGUGGUGCACUCUCUUCAAUUAUGCAAGCCCUUCUUACGCAAUGGCCUCCGCCCUCUGUGUCCCACUUCCCACUGCGACAGCGAAGACAUCCUGGCCCCUGAGUGGGUCUCUCCAGAUUCUGCGUAGCCCUCAUUAAACAAUAAUUAAAAAAAAAAAAAAAGUCAUUUUGUCUGCUGCAAAACGAAACUGUCUUCAGUGUGUGCCACUAGAGGAACCUGCUUACUUGUUAAUCCGUUCUGAUUAGCCUCUAUUUACACAAAUGAAAAGGUUGCAUGAAGAACCAAUUAAGGAGGUUCUUUGCGGAUAGACAUCUGAAUAAAGAAAAUGACCUUGAAAUGAGUCUUGAAAAGAACCCAUCAUCACCAGGGUGGGUCUAAGUAGAACUUACUAAGGUUCUUUUAAUUGGGAACUUUUUUUUUUAAUGUCCUCCCAAAAAGUCUUAGUUCCUACGAGUUUCUUCUUGAGCAGGCCAAGGCCUGUGAGAACCGGAACAACCAAUUGAUAACAGAUUUAAUGAUCGAACUCUGACUGUAAUGACAUCAUUCAGCACUGGCCCACUAAACUGACCCCCCAUGUUCCAUUCGGUUCCCUCUCGACUCACGUAUCAGCUCAGCUGAUGUGAGAUGAGAAAGGUGUCAGUGAAUGGCGGCUGAGAAACAUUACUAUGUCAUUACCCUAUGGUUGCCAUUCUCAAAAGGAGAAAAGGUUUAACUAGUUCCUCAACAAACAAAAUGACCGCUCCGCCUAGAACCACUUCCAACUAACCCCCUUUUUUGCACUUCUGUUAGCGAAGGUUCUUCACUGGCAUGUUGCUGUAAUUGAUCUGCAAGGGUUCUCCGUACAAUUCAACAGUUUCCCAUAGGAGCUGAAGGGCUGAAGAAGGGUCCAAGACCCCUGGGCCAGGGCUGUAGCAGGACGUACUGUAUGCAUUUUCAUAUUAACAAAUAGUCAAUGAAUCGGCACAUAUUGUAGAUGUAUAACUAAACUGAUGGACGAUGGGGCCUGAACUAUUUUUUUUGUUUUUUGUUUCAUCGUUUCGUUUCACGUGAGGACUGCAGUUGUAAUAAACCCGGAGGAUCCUGCCGCACAGCUUGACAUCUCCACGCUUGCAAUCGGCCGGCCGUGCUGCAGAGCAAUAGUGACGUCACCAGCGAGGAGAGGGGAUCCAACAUGGCUGUGUUUCCUUCCCCCCCGCCUGCUUCUUCUCAGAACUGGGCACCAAAGGUCUCAUGGGCCAGACACCAAAACUCCAGCAUGCCAGCUGCUGCAGCUACCAUACAGUACCACUCUCUGCUAUAGGAAGUCCACACAUGGUAGAGGAGAAAACAGACUUUAAUAAAUAAAUAGAUAAAUAAAAUGAAAUAAACCAAGAUCAGCAGGCUCCUGGGAGACAUCUUUACUCGUCUACAAGGG